AGAAAUAUACCAAAAAAUCACAAGCAGCUCUAAAAAGUAUAAACCAACCAAGCAAGCACGCUCGCACCAUAUUUUAUUUAUAAAAAAUAAAAUUUUGUAGAAACUGAUCUUUUUACAAUUUUAAUUGAUAACAAUGGGUGUUGAUAUUGUUCCAAUUUCACCAGGUGAUGGAAGUACAUUCCCCAAAAAUGGACAAGUAGCAGUUGUCCAUUAUACUGGAACUUUGAGCAAUGGAACCGUGUUUGAUUCAUCACGUACUCGUGGGAAACCAUUUAAAUUCGUAGUUGGUAAUGGUGAAGUCAUUCGUGGUUGGGAUGAAGGUGUGGCGAAACUUUCAGUUGGCCAAAGAGCUAAAUUAGUUUGCUCACCUGAUUAUGCAUAUGGUAGCCGAGGUCAUCCUGGUGUUAUUCCACCUAAUGCAACAUUAACUUUUGAUGUCGAACUCAUUAGAGUAGAAUAAAAAAAAAAAAACACACACAAAAGGUUUUCAUUACAUAGAAAACAAAAAAAAAAUACAAUUAAAAA
Molecule: messenger RNA, 525 nt
Organism: Condylostylus longicornis
Lineage: Eukaryota; Metazoa; Arthropoda; Insecta; Diptera; Dolichopodidae
Gene: Fkbp12
Product: peptidyl-prolyl cis-trans isomerase Fkbp12
Exons: 3
Coding region: 134-460 (108 amino acids)
Molecular function (GO): peptidyl-prolyl cis-trans isomerase activity
Source: RefSeq, a predicted model, not a curated record